AUGAGCAUAAAGACAAUCAGUUUUCCUCUUAAUGACAAAAAAUCAAAACCCAAACAACUGGUCACGUCUCAUUUAUCUUUAAACCACCAACGACAACAUCGUGCACAAGUUCUACAUCAUACACAUUCACUAACUCAGAGUAGUUCGAUUAGUGAUGCGUUUCGUCCGUUGGUAUCUACGCCGAAUACUGGCAGUUCCCAACCUCGACCGUAUCAUCUGAAUGAUUUUGCUAAUAAUCAUUUGUUUCUUGCUAAACGUAAGAUAGCAGAAGCAUUUCAGGGUCCAUCGAAUCGAAAUGUUCAGUCGAAAAAUGAUCUUCUCUACUUGUUCGAUCGACCAGAAUCGAAAUCAAAAUAUCGAAAUGUGACUAAAUCGAAACGACGAGAUAAUUCAAUGAUUAAAAGCUCAUCAAAUGAUCAUCAUAUUCAUCUAUCUGUUCUCAAUCUUCGUGUUAGUCCUCCGUACUCACUAACACAAAAUCGUCAACAAUUGUCAUCAGGAUUAAUUCGGCCGUUUGAACUGUGGAGUGGCGUGAAGAAUCUCUCUUCUACAUAA
Molecule: messenger RNA, 555 nt
Organism: Adineta ricciae
Lineage: Eukaryota; Metazoa; Rotifera; Eurotatoria; Adinetida; Adinetidae
Source: the annotation of a GenBank genome assembly